CGUCCGCGGGUGCGGCGGCGCGCGUUCUUGGUACCGGCCGUCCGGCGUCGCCAGCUGGCGCCUCCUGAGGCGGCGCGGCGGUGCAAGACCGCCGGGUCCCGCGCGCCCACGCCUUGCGCGCCAAGCUCGAGGCGGUGGGCUGGGUGAUGGUGCGCUUCCUCCGGCGCGGCCACAGCCUUGACAAGACCGGAUCGCACGGCAGCAACAGCAACCAACAAGAGCACCACCACCACCUCCACAGGACCGGCAGCAACACGGCCGAGAUGCACGAGUCCCUUGGCAACGGCGCCGGCGGCACGCCGCCGCUGCCCAACGGCCGCGCGGCGGCCGCGGGGGCGGCGCGGUCCCGGCUCGCCCGCGACGGGCCGCCCUCAGAGCUGGACACGAUGAAGGAGAAGUUCGCCAAGCUCCUGCUGGGCGAGGACAUGUCCGGCACCGGCAAGGGCGUGUCGUCCGCGCUCGCGCUCUCCAACGCCGUCACCAACCUGGCGGCCUCCGUCUUCGGCGAGCACCGCAAGCUGGAGCCCAUGGCGCCCGACACCAAGGAGCGCUGGAAGAGGGAGGUCGGCUGGCUGCUCUCCGUCACCGACCACAUCGUCGAGUUCGUGCCCACCAGGCAGACCGCGGAGAACGGCACCACCAUGGAGAUCAUGUCGACGGCGCAGCGGCGCGACCUCGCGAUGAACAUCCCCGCGCUGCGAAAGCUGGACGCCAUGCUCAUCGGCUACAUGGACAACUUCGUGGACCAGACCGAGUUCUGGUACGAGAAGGGCGGCGACAACAAGCGCGACGACGACAAGUGGUGGAUGCCGACGGUGAAGGUGCCGUCGGAGGGGCUGUCGGACGUGACCCGCAAGUGGCUGCAGUACCAGAAGGAGUGCGUCAACCAGGUGCUCAAGGCGGCCAUGGCCAUCAACGCGCAGGUGCUCGUGGAGAUGGAGAUCCCGGAGAUCUACAUCGAGUCGCUCCCAAAGAAAGGGAAGACGAGCCUUGGCGACGCCAUCUACCGGAGCAUCACCGAGGAGACGUUCGACCCGCUUGAGUUCCUUGCCGGGAUGGACCUGUCGACGGAGCACAAGGUGCUGGACCUCAAGAACCGCAUCGAGGCCUCCACCGUGAUCUGGAAGCGCAAGAUGCAGACCAAGGACUCCAAGUCGUCGUGGAGCUCCAUCGUGAGCUUCGAGAAGCGCGAGCAGUUCGAGGAGCGCGCCGAGACCAUCCUCCACCUCCUCAAGCUCCAGUUCCCCGGCACGCCGCAGUCGCAGCUCGACAUCUCCAAGAUCCAGUACAACAGGGACGUCGGGUACGCGCUCCUGGAGAGCUACUCGCGCGUGCUGGAGAGCCUGGCAUACAGCGUGAUGUCCCGCAUCGAGGACGUGCUGGGCGCGGACGCGGCGGCGCAGAACCUGACGGCGAGCGAGGCGGCGCGGCGGAUGCUGGAGACGGCGGAGGCGCCGCCCGCGGCGAGGAAGCUGGACGCCAAGGAGGAGCUGGAGAAGCUCAACGAGGCGCCCGCGUCCAUGACGCUGUUCGACUUCAUGGGCUGGCACUUCGACCAGGACGAACUGAUGAAGCGCAGGGAGGACGGCACGCUCGACCCCGACGGCGAGGCCAAGCUCCUCAAGAAGGCGCCCAGCAUCGCCCCCACCAAGAAGUUCUCCUACGUCGACAGCCUCUCCUCCGGCGGCAUGAGGAGCCCCUCCGCGCGCCACUGACCGGCCGGCGAGCAAGCUUAGCUCAGCCUACGAUCCAACACCACGGGUGGUCGAUCUUCCCGGCAAAGAAGAUGAUGACGACCAUGGAGGAUCAUCCAACGAUCCGGUUCUUGCACGCGUGUACAUAGCUGAGGCGCAGCACGUACGUACUCACUAGUGAUCGAUGAUGUUCUCUUCGAUCUCUUACUGAUUUGUUCCUUGUCCUUUUGCCUCCACGUUCUAGAAGAUUCUAGAAUCUAGAUGUGGGGAAGAAGAGGGUGAUUAUUUUGGUCUGCGUACGCACUGAGAGGAUUGCUGCUAGCUGCGCGUACCUACUGAUUUUCUCAACUACUAGUAAUGUACUUUGGGCAUGGCUCUCCAGAGCGGUUAUCCAGAAGAGGAGACGCCUGGGCUCUGUGGCAUAUGUAUGAAACUUGCAGUCAGGAAAACGCAAUGUAUUCUUUGAUUUGUUCCAAGCUAAUCAUUUUUCUUGACUCA
Messenger RNA from Setaria italica (foxtail millet), 2192 nucleotides. Its product is annotated as rop guanine nucleotide exchange factor 12. The transcript is spliced from 6 exons. The coding region runs from base 147 to 1715 and encodes 522 amino acids. NCBI's taxonomy places the organism in Eukaryota, Viridiplantae, Streptophyta, Magnoliopsida, Poales, Poaceae. The record is from RefSeq and is a predicted model, not a curated record. Gene Ontology annotation, molecular function: guanyl-nucleotide exchange factor activity.